AUGGCCAACGCACACGCUCUUCCCCCCGUCACACCGCUUGAAUUACAUGGCCGCGGUUUACUGCUCACCCGGCAGUCACCCGCCCGACGCGGCCGAGCAGACGAAGAGAAAGAUGAAAAAGAACCAGGUGCGUCUGGUGAAUCAACUGUUUUUGGAACUGACAACGGCAAACAACAUGAUAGGGACAAGUACAAAUCCAACAGAACACACGGCUACAUCCGAAUGAUUCCUUGCAAAUCCGUGUGGAAGCGACCCGACAGAGAGAAGAUAGAGAAGAAAAGAAGAGAAAAAGGGGGGAAAGAAACAGCCACAGGCCGCUAUCGCAUGAACUCCUUGACCGAUGGACUCAUUGGUCCUGCACACGCAUUCCACAAGGGCGCAUAUUCAAACAUUUAG
Molecule: messenger RNA, 396 nt
Organism: Aspergillus sclerotioniger CBS 115572
Lineage: Eukaryota; Fungi; Ascomycota; Eurotiomycetes; Eurotiales; Aspergillaceae
Exons: 2
Coding region: 1-396 (131 amino acids)
Source: RefSeq, a predicted model, not a curated record